Molecule: messenger RNA, 849 nt
Organism: Melampsora larici-populina 98AG31
Lineage: Eukaryota; Fungi; Basidiomycota; Pucciniomycetes; Pucciniales; Melampsoraceae
Exons: 6
Coding region: 1-849 (282 amino acids)
Biological process (GO): N-acetylglucosamine metabolic process
Cellular component (GO): cytoplasm
Source: RefSeq, a predicted model, not a curated record
AUGAACCAUCUAAUCCUUCAUUCAUUAUUCCAUUUUCUUUUACAAAUCUUCAUUGUUCAAUGUCGUCCAGUCUUAGAAUCAAGUCUUUCUUCAAGUACUAGAGUACCUAAAGUAGCACAUUUGGAAGCCACUGGUCCAGAGAACUGGUAUCCAGAGACUGUUGAGCGAGUCGUACAAGGACGAGGUUCGAAUAUUCCUCGAACAGAGGAAAUGCAAGAACGUUAUACCCAAUACUUUUCAAAUGUACAAAAAAAUCAUAAAACACCUGAAGAAAACAUUUAUAAACAAAUGGAAUGGAACCCUAAACUUCGAAACCAAGAAAACCUACCAAGUUUUCUAAAUCCUCAAUGUCAUCAAAGAUCAGAUCUAGUGAAGAUUUUAAAGAAUGAUUUCCCAUGGGAUUUACCAAAGGAAGUUGAACAUUUUGUAGUUUGGAUGCGAAUUCCAUUAGUCAACAAAUCAUCAUUCCAAAAGCACGGUAAAGAAAGAUUUCCAUCGAUAAAAUACUUUAACCAAGACCGAAUCAAAGGAUUACUAGAAUACAUAGACAAUCAUCCAUUCUUUGGUUACAGUGGGAUCCAUGAUGAGAAUCUAAUCAAACCUUUAAAUCCUGCAAAAGAAUUACAUCCGAAUGGAAAUCCUUAUAAGACUUUUAAUAAUCAAUUCAUCACUCAGACUGAGGGAUGGCAAGCUAUUCAAUGGGCUGGUAGACAUGUUAAUGCUUAUCUUCAAAAAACUUUUCCUCAAAAUCAAUAUGAGUUUGUUUGGAAUAGAAGCACUAAAAAAGUUAGAUCUUUUGUGGAUCCAGAGCACAUUCAUGUUCUGGUCAAGUCCAAAAACAUAGAUUGA